GGUCAGCUGACUGGUGGGACGGGACACUUAUAAGACAACUUGGAAAAGUUGGGCUCACUUUCCUCUCAUCCCAAACUUGCAGGACGACUUCUGUGGAAACUUUCUCACUAACUUGACAGAAGAAUUCAACUUGGGUUUUGUUUUUCCUUCUCUGGAACUUUCCAGGCUCCUUCAGGAUGGGCGAUUGGAGCGCUCUUGGUCGUUUGCUGGAUAAAGUCCAGGCGUACUCGACUGCCGGAGGGAAAGUCUGGCUGUCUGUCCUCUUCAUCUUCAGGAUCCUGGUCCUGGGCACGGCGGUAGAAUCCGCUUGGGGAGAUGAGCAGUCUGCCUUCAAAUGCAACACCCAACAACCCGGUUGCGAGAACGUCUGCUAUGACAAAUCCUUUCCCAUCUCCCAUGUUCGAUUCUGGGUCCUCCAGAUUAUCUUUGUGUCGACCCCGACGCUGCUUUAUCUCGCUCACGUCUUCUACCUGAACAGAAAGGAGCAGAAGCUGAACAGGAAGGAGGAAGAGCUUAAAGCUGUGCAAAACGACGGAGGAGAUGUCGACCUCCCACUGAAGAAAAUUGAAAUGAAAAAGAUGAAAUAUGGCAUUGACGAGCAUGGCAAAGUCAAGAUGAAAGGGGCCCUGCUCAGAACCUAUAUUGUCAGUAUUUUCUUCAAGUCCUUGUUUGAAGUGGGCUUCCUUGUCAUCCAGUGGUACAUCUACGGCUUCAGCCUGUCUGCGGUCUACACCUGCGAGAGGUCCCCGUGCCCACAUCGAGUGGACUGCUUCUUGUCCCGUCCCACAGAGAAGACGGUCUUCAUCAUUUUCAUGCUGGUGGUCUCGCUGGUGUCUCUGCUCCUCAACGUCAUAGAACUCUUUUAUGUGUUCUUCAAGAGGAUCAAGGAUCGCGUGAAAGGCAAACAGCAGCCCACGCUCUACCCAAGCGGAGGCACUUUGAGUCCAACCCCCAAAGAUCUCCCUGCAGCUAAGUACGCCUUCUACAACGGUUGCUCUUCCCCGACUGCCCCGCUCUCACCCAUGUCCCCCCCAGGUUACAAGUUGGCCACAGGAGAGCGGGGGACCGGCUCAUGUCGUAAUUUUAACAAACAGGCCAAUGAGCAGAACUGGGCCAACUAUUCCACAGAGCAGAAUAGGCUUGGUCAGAAUGGCGGCGGGAGCACAAUUUCAAACUCCCAUGCACAAGCCUUUGACUUCCCUGACGACACGCACGAGCAUAAGAAAUUGUCCUCAUCAGUGGGACAUGAGUUGCAACCGCUGGCGUUGAUGGAUGCCAGGCCCUGCAGCCGGGCCAGCAGCCGCAUGAGCAGUCGGGCCCGGCCAGAUGACUUGGAUGUGUAAACCCUGAUUCCUCUACGUCUUCCUCCCUCACCUCUACCUGGCUGAGAGCAGGCGUGGCUGCAGCCUAAGAAUCAGGAAACCCCAAUAACUUAGGUUGAAAUAGGAGGUGGGGACUAACCUCAGUUACUGUUGUCAUCAUAGACUCUUAGUUCAGCAAGAGACAUUAAACUUGUUAUGUAACACUGUUAAAAAGGCACAAGUUGCAUAUUUGGACGACUUUUACCAUACAGAAGUUUACAUACACACAUCAUGGGCAUGCAUGUCUUAUUCAUUUUCAGCCCUUAAAGUGUAUUGUUUUCUUUUUCUACAGCGGGAUGAAGAGCUUCUGUGUUUUUUUCUUGGAAACAAGAUUUCACUGCACAAUUUUAAAUUUAGUUUGGAUUUUCUCUAAUUUACACAGGGUAAUUAGGGCUCCGUGAGAGCUCCGAUAUAUAAGUAGUAGAAGCCGAAGGUUGUAGGAUGGUUUUUAUUUGACCUUAACAAGACCAAGCUGUGUUCGUUCUCAUCGGUGAUUAUGAUUGACUGAAUGUGUUUGUGAAAGUCCAAGGAACUCCGUGAAGAUGUAAGAAGGCAAAUUGUAGAUUUACAGAUUUGGGAAAGUCUUUUGAAUAUAUUUUUCAGUGACUACAGAUUUUUUUUUAAAUCAUCACUUCAGAUAAUUUCACUUCAAUCCAUACAGUACAUCUUAUUUAGAUGUGUCAGCACUUUGCCAAAGUCUGGGAGAAGAUCCAUUCCGUUCCCUCAAAUGAAAAUAAAUAGUUAAGAUGUUCAGGAACAAUCCAGGAAUCACCAAGACUCAGUCCUACCAUGAAGUAGAAACUGUUGAAACACCAGAGUACAAGUGGUACACGGUGCCUGGAAUCAACACCUUCCAGGCUGACUCAAUGUUGAAGCUGUCCACAUGGACAAACUAAAUGUCUUCUGGACAAAUGCUAGAUGAGGCAAAUUUUAAAUUCUUUGUCCAUAAUGACUAAAAGUAUGUUUGGAGGUGCAACUGUAUCUGGUACACUGAUACACAGUAGCCACGUAUACAUGGACCCAAAUAUUCCAAUUCCAUUCGGGUUAUUUGCUCAAACGGAAAGAAUGUAACCUUUGUAUACACCUCAUUCCCAAAGAAAAGUGGCAAUCCGAAUGAAUAUAUAAUGGGUGUCCCAGGGGUGGAAUAUUCCUUUCCCUAAUCCGAUUGAGGUAUCUUGUACCCGCUCAAAAGGAAAGUUGUCAGACUGCGUUCUUCUUUGUGGUGUUUUUCUUCUUCUGUUGUUUAUUGGCGGUUGGCAAGCAGCUUUCGUGUGCAUUAGCGCCAUCUGUGGAACAGAAUCUAAACCCUUCUAUACGCCAUUCACAAGUCCACUUUUAUUAAAAAAGAAAAUACAUAUCUAUAUAAAACAUGUGCUGUGCUUAAUUAUAAAAUAUUAGCAAGAUUGAACUUUAUCUUUUCCUGUUCCCGGGUGCGUUCUUUCAGCGAAUGCUGAGAUAUGACGUAACACGCAGCUCCAGACGUUCUUCAAUUUUAAAAAAUGGAGUUAUGGAUGGAUAACGGAGUUAUUCCAACAAGUGAAAGAAAAACUGGAGGAAGUCGGUAUCACGUGAUGUUGGUGUUUACGUUUUACUGGGCAUGCCACAUUAACUAUUCUGGUUGAUUAUAGCGGCGCAUGUAGACACGAGAUUGGAAUGUUCCUUUCCAUGUAUACCAUUGCUUUCGGAAAGGUCAUUCGGAAAGAUUCCAUUCAGAAACAGAAUAAGUCCUCAUGUAAACGUGGCUAGUGAUUGGAAUAAAAAAGAAGAACUACCUCCUACCUCCUCAAAUCAACAGCUGAUAUCAGAAGUUUAGUUAAUUGAUUAAUUCAUUCAUUUUCAUUCUCUUUCCUCACGAGGGUCGCGGGGGUGCUGGAGCCUAUCCCAGCUGUCUUUGGAUGAGAGGCGGGGUACACCCUGGACUGUGGCCAGCCAAUCACAGGGCACAUAUAGACAAACAACCAUUCACACUCACAUUCAUACCUAUGGACAAUUUGGAGUGGCCAAUUAACCUAGCAUGUUUUUGGAAUGUGGGAGGAAACCGGAGUACCCGGAGAAAACCCACGCAUGCACGGGGAGAACAUGCAAACUCCACACAGAGAUGGUCUAGGGUGGAAUUGAGCCCAAUCGACCACCGUGCCGCCCCAGAAGUUUAGUUUUCAUCCAAAAAUUGUCUGGUUGAGGUGAAACGUGAUGAGGUCAUUUAUUAGUGGGUGUUUCAACCUAUGUGUAUGAUUUUGACCAUGUGAAUAUUAGAGACGAUUUUGAAUGAAUUCAAAGUGCGCCCAAUUCUUGUUCUUGAAAAAGAUACAUGUUGUAGAAUCACAUUACACUUCAAAAUCAAUAAGGGCCCGAAAUUGAUAUUGAUUCCUGUGAUGACUGUACGUAAACGUUUGACUGUGUAUCGCUUAGUCCAGCAUUGACAGUUAGGCAGGUGAACAGUGGUGCACGCUGGUCAAGAUUAUCUUUUUUGUAUUUGAUCUUAGUCUAUGUAAGUAAGCUCACGUUUUCACCAAGGACAGGUUAGUUUCAUUCUCUGUCUAUUAUCCAACCAACCCCAAAAGAGAUGCAAAAUUGGCCACAAAUUUUCAAUAACUGUAUUAUUGCUCUUCAGAUCUUCGUAUGGAUAACACAAUGGUACAAUAUAUCUUUUAUCAUUAAUAAAAAAAAAAGUUAGAUUCUUAAAGAACUUUCAUAGCAACAAAUUAUCAGAAACAUUGGUAGGUUCUAUGUAGGGUAUCCUUUACAAUACGUUCAGUAGUUCCCAACACGGAUCAUCCAAACACAAGUUGAAAGGUGGACGUUUAGAAAGCCUAUCAUGAUUGACCCGUUUUAUUUCUAUGAGUGUCUUAGCCAGGGUUUGGGGAUAUCGAUAAAUAUUUAUUGCUUAGAUGUCAUGGACACUUAGCACUUGGUUCAAUAAUUGACUACUAUUCAGUAUCUCCUACCCAUAGAAUACAGGCCAACCCUUCUAGUUGUAUACUGUAUUUAUUGGUCACGUCUACAGUCACAUCAUCAGUCAGUCUGGAUUGUUUUUUCCUGGAAAACAUUGAAUUUAUGUUGAAGUUUGUGGAUGCAUUUGUGUUUUUGUAGAGGAUGUGAUAGUGGCAGGUUUCAGGGGUCGAGCCGUUGUGACCACAAACAAAUGGCUGUGAUUGGAUGAUUCUUUGGACUUCCUUUUCCUGCUUUCUCGGAGGUGGAAAGACGGAAUGAUUUUCUUUGUUUUACAUAUUUGAGUGAAUGAUUUCUUUAGCUGUUUUUGUUUUGAGAAAUAGUUACUUAGUACUGUAAAUCGAGUUAACUGUGUCACAAUGAAAAAUGUGAGUUUCUAGAAGACUUUAUAGAUCAGGACUAAUAUUUAGUCAACUAUAUUAAAAUGUAUGCCAAUGUAGUACCACAACUAUCAAACAUUAGAAGAAAUUUGUCACAUUCUGUCGGUACUUCCAUGUGUUGUCAUGGGUCUUUCAGCUACAAUGGCAUUUGCACUGAUAUGUUGGUGAGAAAUAUGUUAAUAUAAUGCACCCACAAAGUGAUGUACAUGUUGCUAAUUUAUUCUAGAAUGCAUAAAUCACUACAGUGCUUCAUAUCAGACAACCGACUACUGCUUUUCUCUGUCCUGGGCCAGAUGUUAAUAUGCAUUUGUUACAAUAAAUCAGACAUUGCUAAUCUAUGUACAGUAUAAGUGCAUGAUAGCAAACUCAAACACUCAUUCAUCAUAUCUGUGAAAACUAUUUUAACCAAUAAAUGUUUCUUCAUUCUUAAUGUUGAAAAUAAAUUAUGUUUUUUUUUCUA
This is a messenger RNA of Doryrhamphus excisus (bluestripe pipefish), 5150 nucleotides long. RefSeq names its product gap junction protein alpha 1b (gene gja1b). The record is from RefSeq and is a predicted model, not a curated record. Lineage: Eukaryota; Metazoa; Chordata; Actinopteri; Syngnathiformes; Syngnathidae. Gene Ontology annotation, biological process: cell-cell signaling; heart development; cell communication by electrical coupling. Gene Ontology annotation, molecular function: gap junction channel activity. Gene Ontology annotation, cellular component: connexin complex.